This is a messenger RNA of Carassius carassius (crucian carp), 4462 nucleotides long. Its product is annotated as protein DENND6A-like. The record is from RefSeq and is a predicted model, not a curated record. Gene Ontology annotation, molecular function: guanyl-nucleotide exchange factor activity. The transcript is spliced from 19 exons. Lineage: Eukaryota; Metazoa; Chordata; Actinopteri; Cypriniformes; Cyprinidae. Gene Ontology annotation, cellular component: recycling endosome. The coding region runs from base 130 to 1920 and encodes 596 amino acids.
GACGCAAGCACGCUGUUGACGCAAUCCCCGCCCCUUUCUCCCUGGACGUGUUUGUACAGCUCAACUUCCUCCAGCUUUCACCAAUAAACCGAAGUCCGAUCACCCCUGGACCGAACGGAGGGUAUCGCCAUGGCCUUUCAGGGCUCUGAAGUACUGGAAGAACAGCUCGAGGAGCCGGAAGAUACUCUGAGAGUGUCUCCGGCGGAGGAGAUGCCCGUCGAUGGGCCUCCAGCGGUAGAGGAGCCGCUACUGCUGCCGUGGGACUGCUUCUCCUCCUGGCUGCACUGCAUCUGUGUGGUCGGCUUCGAUCUGGAGCUUGGUCAAGCUGUGGAGGUGAUUUACCCGCACCACUCCAAACUCACUGAAAAAGAGAAAACAAGUAUAUGCUAUCUGUCAUUCCCCGACUCCAAUUCAGGUUGUCUCGGGGACACACAGUUCUGCUUCCGUUUCCGGCAGGCCGCAGACAGGAAGUCGUCACUCGGAUGUUUCCUCGACCACUUCGACCGGGAUGCACCGGUCUGUCUCAAGAGAGAUCAGGGCUAUUACUACGGGUAUGUGUACUUCAGACAGGUGCGAGACAAGUCGCUCAAGAGAGGCUACUUUCAGAAGUCUCUGGUCCUCAUCAGCAAGCUGCCCUACGUGACCUUUUUCCACUCUUUGCUGAAGCUGAUUGCCCCAGAGUACUUUGAGAAACAGGAGCCGUGUUUAGAGGCCGCGUGUAAUGACAUUGACCGCUGGCCCACGCCGUGUCCGGGGAAGAUCCUCACGCUCCCCAUCAUGGGUGUGGUCAUGAAGCUGCGCAUCCCCACGUGUUACGACAAGCCUGGAACGUCUCAGCUCGUCCAGUCCGCACCGAGCGACAGUCUGGUGUCCAUCAUUCUGCCCACCGUCCAUGAAGUGGAUCUCUUCAGGUGUUUCCAUCCAGUGUUUUUUCAUAUUCAGAUGUUAUGGGAGCUCGUGUUGCUCGGUGAAGCGUUGGUGGUUAUGGCUCCCUCACCGGCAGAAUCUUCAGACACUGUGUUGGCACUGGUCAGCUGUAUCUCUCCUCUCCGAUACUGCAGUGAUUUCCGGCCGUACUUCACCAUUCAUGACAGUGAGUUUAAGGAAUACACCACUCGAACGCAAGCUCCGCCUUCAGUCAUCCUGGGAGUUACAAACCCAUUUUUUGCCAAAACUCUCCAGCACUGGCCUCACAUCAUCCGCAUCGGAGACAUGAAGCAUGCAGGUGAGAUGGCCAAACAAAUGAAAGUGAAGAAGCUAAAAAAUCUGAAGACUUUGGACUCAAAACCUGGUGUCUACACUGCAUAUAAACCCUUCCUGAACAAAGACGAGGACAUUAUCAAGCAGCUGCAGAAGGGACUCCAGCAGAAGCGCCCCUCAGCGGCCCAGAAUGCAAUUCUGCGUCGAUAUUUCCUGGAACUCACGCAGAGUUUCAUCAUACCACUGGAGCGUUAUGUGGCCAGUCUGAUGCCUUUACAGAAGAGCAUCUCUCCCUGGAAAAAUCCCCCGCAGCUGCGGCCGUUCAGCCAGGAGGAGUUUAUGAAGACGCUGGAGAAGGCCGGACCUCAGCUCACCUCACGACUCAAAGGAGACUGGAUCGGCCUCUACAGGCAAUUCCUGAGGUCUCCAAACUUUGACGGCUGGUUCAGGAACCGCAGGAAGGAGAUGAUGCAGAAGCUGGAAGCUCUUCAUCUGGAGGCGUUGUGUGAGGAAGACCUGCAGCUGCGGAUACAGAAACACACCGAGGUGGAGACGGUCGACCUGGUGCUCAAACUCAAGGAGAAACUGACUCAGGCCGAGAAAGAUCAGCUUCCUGUCAAACCAGGAACUCUACCCAAACUGCAGGCCCAUAUCGAGAGCAUCAUCCUGUCUCUUCCAGAGGACCUGCAGGGCAUCUUACACAAACCGCCGAGCCCCUGACCCCCAGCCAGCUCUGCGUUUGCUGCAUCUGCUACCCUUGAACAGACAAUGCUGGCAUUGCCAAAACCGCACAGGAAGUGACUGUGCCCGAACACGAGAGGUGUGAAUGAUGGCAGAAGGACAGACGCAUGUCGAGGACACAUUCUGAGUCUUUAUGUUGUAUGUCUCACCGUGUGAGAUUAACCUUCCCUUUGCUUUUAAACAUGAAGAUGCUGUCAGGGACGAGAGAGCUGGGUCUGAAUGGAGAUCAGUGAAUGAUUGGAGGAAGAACUUCAUAAGAUCCUGUCCAGUCAAGAACAUGCCCAGGUCAUAUUUCACCCCAAAAUUAGGAACUUUUAUUUUGCGUAAAGAAAAUGAAGCCUCAUUGAAGCCUGUUAUAUAUAUUAACACAGUGGCAUUGUUUUGGUUAUAAUCAGGAUUUUCUCGUGUGUGUGUGUGUGUGUGUGUAUAAAUAUACAUACAUACAAGUAUAUAUGAAUGUGUGUGUGUAUAUUGUUUUUUGUUUUUUCUAAUAAUGAUAAUUUUCAUUAUUGCAUAAUUUAAUGAGGAAAAAAACAGCAACACAAUUACUGAAAUAAUAUUUAACAAUUUAACAUUUCACAAUGUAAAUCUGUAAAUUCUGUCACGAUGGAAUUUGUUACAUGGCAAUAAUUCAGUUUUAUAUUUUCAUGGUAAUUAAUGACCACUGAGUUUUCAAUUAAUUUUUUUUUCAUGGAAUUAAAAUUGUUUUUUUUACAUUGGUAUUUGCAUGACAAUUAAACGCAUUUCCUUAGUUAUCAUUACUAUAAUGCAACAAAUCUAAUUUUUACGUAGUACAGAAUGACAUAUUGAAAUAUUAAUUUGUGAAAUAUUAUUUCAGUAAUUAUGCCUUUUUUAAAUCAAGUUAUGAAGCCGUAAUGAGAACUGUCAUGGAAAAUAAUAAUAAGUAUUGUAAAAAAUAAUUGGUAAAUACUUCAGUAUUUUUUUUUUUAAAUCAAGUUAUAAUGCAAUGAUACAGAGAAGAAGAAAAUGGGCUUUUAAUUAUACAAUAUUUUUUUUCAAUUAUAUUUUGGCGUGAAACAUUCCCUGGAAAUGUUUUGGUGAUGUUUUGAAUCAUGUUCACUGAUGUAAUAUUGCAAUAACAGGUCUGUUUUACAGAGACCAACACUACUAACCUAGAACUGAUGAUGAAGAGACACUAGUCUGAAUAUAUUUCAUCUUUACGAGCUCAAUAAGCACAUUAUCACAGGUGUCUGGCAUUAAUUAACUCUCAUAAUGAAGAAAAACCCAGCAAAGACCAGUGCAGUUUUACAUGUGUAUUUAUUUGUAUUUUAACUCAUAAACUGACUAACCAAAACCACAAAAGGGAAAAUAGGCGUUGUCUUUUCCUUUUCUUUCCACCUGACCUGACCUGACCUGACCUGACAGAACUAGUCUAGUUAUUUUAUCAUCAGUGUCAAUGCACCGAGAUUGUUGUCUUCCUUCGAUUCCCAUGUCAUACACACAUCGUCGUUCAGAAAAUAAUACUGUACUGUGUACUUCCACACAUAUAGUCUUCAAACACACUCGCUUGAGCUAUAGAGGUGAAAAUGGUUUGUUUUGCAGUUUCUCAUGCCUUUCGUUUUCUGAUUAGUUUGAUUUGAAUGACUUUGCAUCUGUUUUAGGACCAAGAGUGUAGUUUUGCAAUGCUUUACUGUCACGUGACGGGAUGAAAUGCAUUUUAAAUGAUUUUGUUUGACCUUGAGAAAGAGCUUGAUGCACUUUAUCUGUCGCAUGUCAUGAGCAACAGAAAACGAUAUUCUAGAUGUUUCUAUUCAAAUUGUGCAUAACCAUGGCUCAUAAAAACCCAUUUUUUUGGCUUGUGCAUCACAACUGGUCAUAUUCCGUGAAGUUAAUGCAUGGUGGAUAUUUUAGAAGGAACUGCAACCUUUCUGUUGGUGCCUUGAGCUUGAAAGACAAAGCGGUGAGCGACCAAAGACCGUCACACUAUCUGAUCCAUAUGAAUGCUUUAUUAUAUAGGAUGCUGGCUCUGUUUUGUCACAGCAGAGAAUCAUGGGACGCGUUUUGGAUGUAGUUUCUUUCAUGCACAUGGUGCAAACCUGUGAAAGCUGGUUGUUGGACAACCACUGGUGUUUUAUAUUUGAAGAACAAUCCUAUUUUAACAUGCUUGAAUUUUAUAGAGGUAUAUUCUAAUACAAGAAUAACGAAUAGCUUUUGACACGAUGCCUGUUUGUUAUACCCAUGGAUAUUUUGUAACAUCUGUAUUUUUGAUCUGCUCAUUUGUAAUCGGUAGUUACUGUACCGGAUGUUUUAUUUGAUGCCAUGGUGAUUAUUAUAGAAUUAUAUGAAUGGAAAAGGAAGAUUUUUGUAAACCAAGUAACCAUGUACACCGAGAUGUUCCAGCAUAAACAAUAUUUUUCUAUCAAACCAUUAACCACUAAUGUUUUUUUUCACCUGUAACCAUAUGACGCACAGCAGCUUUUCAAUAGAAUUUAUUUCAUUGUUCUGUAACCAUCAUGAAGGACAAGUAUAUUUUUUUCCAGGUGUAAAUAAAUGUCAAUAA